Molecule: messenger RNA, 1592 nt
Organism: Tarenaya hassleriana
Lineage: Eukaryota; Viridiplantae; Streptophyta; Magnoliopsida; Brassicales; Cleomaceae
Product: rhodanese-like domain-containing protein 7
Exons: 5
Coding region: 8-1447 (479 amino acids)
Source: RefSeq, a predicted model, not a curated record
GACACUGAUGCUAAGGUGUAUCUGGAGAUUUCCGCCGUCGCUCGCCGUCAGGAUGCUCUCGCCGCCGCCGUCACAAUCCUCCAGCGCCGGUGGCCGGAACCCUAGAUCGAUUAUCGCGAGCUCGAAUUCGGACUUCGCUUUUCCCAAAUCUCAACCCCAGAAUCUCGCUUGCUCUCGCAAUCUCUCUCCGAAACCCACGGUAGCACUUCCAAAUUCUGGAGCUCCCCGAAAAAGCAUAGCGAUGUCUACGCACUGUUCUUCCGGGAAUGCUUUCUCAGGACCAACGCAAAUUGGGGGUAAGCCAGAAUCUGGGGAAUCGGAUUUGAAUUCGCUAGUGGUGGUCUCGUUCUACAAGUUCGCCGAUUUUCCGGACCAUGCUGAUUUGAGGAAGCCAUUGAAGGAGCUCUGCGAGGAACUGCAUGUUUCAGGUGGAAUCAUUUUAGCUCCAGAGGGGAUCAAUGGAAGCAUCUGCGGGACACGGGAAUCUGUGGAGAGAGUGUUGGCAUUCAUACAGAGCCAUACCCAUUUGAAUGGGCUGAGGCGUGUGGAGACGCCCGUGACUCCUGAGCAAGAAGCCAUCCAUCAUGGGCACAGUAGUAACUCUCCUCUUGCUGCUGGUGAAGAUGCACCAUUCAGAUGGGACCAUGUGAGGGUAAAGUUGAAGAAAGAGAUUGUUACACUUGGAAUGCCCAGUGUUUCUCCGAUUGAAAGAGUUGGAAAGUAUGUGAGUCCUCAAGAGUGGAAUGAACUGAUCAGUGACCCGGAGACUGUGGUGAUUGAUGUGCGUAAUACCUAUGAAACUAGAAUAGGGAAGUUUAAAGGAGCCGUUGAUCCGUGUACCACAGCAUUUAGGGAUUUCCCUUCUUGGGUGGAGAAUCAAUUUCGGCUAAAAGAGAAAACGAAUGAGGAACAGGUGAAACUGGAGAAAAAGGGUUCAUCUGAGAGCACUGUUAAACAAGAUGAAACACAAGACCAGAAAGUGUUGCCUCGGGUUGCUAUGUAUUGCACUGGAGGAAUUAGAUGUGAGAAAGCUUCAAGUUUUCUUCUAAGCCAAGGUUUUAAAGAGGUGUAUCAUCUGAAAGGCGGGAUCUUGAAGUACCUGGAGCAAGUCCCGAAAACAGAGAGCUUAUGGGAAGGCGAGUGCUUUGUGUUUGACAAGCGUGUAUCGGUCGAACACGGUCUAGCUCAGGGGACCCACAAGCUUUGCUAUGGAUGCAAGCAGCCUAUCAGCGACGCUGACAUGGAAGCUCCGGAAUAUGAGUAUGGAGUUUCUUGCCCAUACUGUUACUCCGAGAAAUCGGAAGAAGAAAAAGAGAGGGCGAGAGCAAGGCAGAGGCAGUUUGAGACGUGGGGAGUUAUUGGUGGCCCUGAUAAAGGUAUGAGACCUGCUGCCAAACCCGAUAGCCCAAGGAGGACGAGCAAUGCAAAGCUUUCUUCUUCAAUAUGAGAAAGUUCAGAUCUUUGGAGAUUGGGAAGCCAUUUUAGUUAAUUCUUGAAGCCUUGGUCUUUAACGUUUGUGCCUUCUCUUGCCAAAAUCAUUGUCCUGUUGAGGAGUUUACAAGUCUAAUGGAAGAAUUACAGUUGUUUUUAUA